This is a messenger RNA of Micropterus dolomieu (smallmouth bass), 1380 nucleotides long. RefSeq names its product homeobox protein MSX-2-like. Lineage: Eukaryota; Metazoa; Chordata; Actinopteri; Centrarchiformes; Centrarchidae. Gene Ontology annotation, biological process: regulation of transcription by RNA polymerase II; embryonic morphogenesis. The transcript is spliced from 2 exons. The record is from RefSeq and is a predicted model, not a curated record. Bases 1 to 735 code for a protein of 244 amino acids. Gene Ontology annotation, molecular function: DNA-binding transcription factor activity, RNA polymerase II-specific; RNA polymerase II transcription regulatory region sequence-specific DNA binding. Gene Ontology annotation, cellular component: nucleus.
AUGUCUUCCCCUGGAGACUGGAGGGACGAGUUUUCAGCAGACGAGGAUGAACUGCGCCUGAAGAAGCGCACGGCGCAGGUGUCCUGCCUGCCUUUCAGCGUGGAGGCGCUCAUGUCGGACAGGAGGCCGCUGAGUGCGACGGACAGGGAAGAGGGAGAUGACUCGUGCAUGGACGAUCAGGCGCACAGUCCGGAUGAGUUCUCCCAACAAAUACGGUCUAUCAAAUCAGAGCCGUCGGAACGAGGGGACUGUGCGUCUUGGAUAUCCAGCCCCAUUAAGAUGUCAUCACCAGCCCCGCAGCUCAGUCCAGCCAUCUGCCCCUUGAGGAAGCACAAAACCAACCGCAAGCCUCGCACUCCCUUCACCACCACGCAGCUCCUGGCCCUGGAGCGGAAGUUUCGUCAGAAGCAGUACCUGUCCAUCGCCGAGCGGGCCGAGUUCUCCUCCUCUCUGUCGCUGUCCGAGACCCAGGUCAAGAUCUGGUUCCAAAACAGACGAGCCAAAGCCAAGAGACUUCAGGAGGCCGAAUUGGAGAAACUCAAAGUAACAGCUGGCAUUGGGCCCAAAGCUGUAUUCCACCCAGGCUUCGGUUUUCCCCUUAGUGUCAACCUGCAGGCUGGAUCAGCAGCACUCUACGGACUGGGCUGCUCAUACGGCCGCAGCCCCAUUCUCCCCGCUGCACAUCUGGCUAUGUACGCCUCACAGGUCGGCCACAGCCUGUUCCACCUCUCCUGAGAGGAAGCAGCAUUAUACAGUGCUGUGAAUCUGGAUAUCUGUGCUAAAAAAAACAAACGAGAGGUUGAGAGUGUAUCGUGAAGUCAUGCACUUUAUAAAAGACUUCAGGACCUGAAGUGGAGCUGAAGCUUCAAGGUCUUCACUGGUCUUUAGUUACAAGGAGAAUUUAUAAAGUUCUUUUACUGUUUGCAAGAGACUAUGGAAGGACAAGGAUACAGCAUCUCAAAGAUCCUUCAUUUCUGUUUGCCAACGCUGAUUCAGCAGGGGUCAAAAGAUAAUGAAUGGAAUAUUGAUCAGGCCAUGUGUAAUUUGUCCUGAAUAGCAGAUUGCAUUUAUUGUAGCCUUUUUGAUAAAUUUUUUUCUACUCUUUUUGUUUUUCCUGGAUGAUUCCAGCUUUGGGAAUAUUAUUUUUCACUUCUUAGCCUUGAAUAUGCAGGGGUAUUUUAUAUUGUACUCCUCCUAGAAAAACAAUUGUGACAGUAACAGUUUGGCCUGUUCAAGUGCGUGCUUACUUAAAAGCUAAACAUUCACAAGUGACACACAUUUAUUUAUGGUAUCUCUUAGAUUCAUUUAUAUCAUGAUGCAUAUCUUCAUUAAAAUUUUAUAUUUUUGUUUGAUGUUACAUUAAAGCUUGUAAUUAACCUA